Messenger RNA from Dromiciops gliroides (monito del monte), 1059 nucleotides. Its product is annotated as galactoside alpha-(1,2)-fucosyltransferase 2-like. Bases 1 to 1059 code for a protein of 352 amino acids. Gene Ontology annotation, biological process: carbohydrate metabolic process. NCBI's taxonomy places the organism in Eukaryota, Metazoa, Chordata, Mammalia, Microbiotheria, Microbiotheriidae. Gene Ontology annotation, cellular component: membrane. The record is from RefSeq and is a predicted model, not a curated record. The transcript has 2 exons. Gene Ontology annotation, molecular function: galactoside 2-alpha-L-fucosyltransferase activity.
AUGACUCUGGGGGUGCUGAGAGCUGCAAGAAAAAUUCCCAAACAGACAGUCAUGUCAGGCCCCCUGAUACUCUCCUUCCCAGUCCUCUACUUCCUCCUCUUCAUUUUUGUGACCUCAACAGUCUUCCACCUUCAACUUCGACUCUCAAAGAUGUCCAAAUCACAGCCACCAACUUAUGACAUAUCAGCCCCUGCAACCUCCCACCACCUUGAUGGCAUCUGGACUGUGAAUUCUAUAGGCCGUCUAGGAAACCAGAUGGGUGAGUAUGCUACCCUCUAUGCCCUGGCAAAACUCAAUGGACAUCAGGCCUACAUCUCACCUGAGAUGCAUCAGCACCUAGCUCCCAUCUUCCGCAUCACUCUUCCUGUUCUCCCAACCAAUGUAGCCAAGAAUAUACCUUGGCGUAACUACCCCCUUCAUGACUGGAUGUCAGAGGAAUACUACCAUAUUGAUGGUUCCUAUGUCCGUCUCACUGGCUACCCCUGUUCCUGGACUUUUUACCACCACCUCCAAGAAGAGAUUCGUCAUGAAUUCUCCCUGCAUGACCAUAUCCGAAAGGAGGCUCAGGCCUAUCUACGGAGGAUACAGAAAAAACCAGCCACCUUUGUGGGGGUCCAUGUCCGCCGAGGUGACUAUGUUAAUAUCAUGCCCCAGAGCUGGAAGGGUGUGGUAGCAGACAAGGGCUACUUGGAACAAGCAAUGAAUUGGUUCAGAGCCCGUUACAGUGAUGCUCUCUUUGUGGUCACCAGCAAUGGGAUGGCAUGGUGCCGGGACAACAUUGACAACACAAAGGGAGAUGUGAUAUUUGCAGGGGAUGGGAUUGAGAAUUCUCCAGCGAAGGAUUUUGCUCUGCUGACCCAGUGCAACCACACCAUCAUGACCAUUGGCACUUUUGGCAUCUGGGCUGCCUACCUGGCAGGCGGUGAGACGAUCUAUUUGGCCAACUACACCCUUCCUAACUCACCUUUCCUCAAAAUCUUCAAGCCUGAGGCAGCCUUCCUGCCUGAAUGGAUAGGGAUCUCAGCUGACCUAUCACCUCUACUCAAGAAAUCAACAUAG